Sorghum bicolor (sorghum) is the source of this 1479-nucleotide messenger RNA. RefSeq names its product F-box/kelch-repeat protein At5g60570. Bases 361 to 1257 code for a protein of 298 amino acids. The transcript is spliced from 3 exons. The record is from RefSeq and is a predicted model, not a curated record. Gene Ontology annotation, molecular function: protein binding. Gene Ontology annotation, cellular component: nucleus. NCBI's taxonomy places the organism in Eukaryota, Viridiplantae, Streptophyta, Magnoliopsida, Poales, Poaceae.
GCUACCCAGCCCAGGCAGCCACAGCACCCCAGCAGCCACCACCACCACUACUACUCCACUACCAAUUGUACUGCUACUAGCUAGCUACUGCAGAGUGGUAGUACUCCUAUAUACUAGCGGUACUGUAAAGAGGCCGGGUUAGGAUCUCGCUGGUUCGUCAGAGUUCUUGAUUUUCUUCCCCCUCGCUCCAUCGGACCACCGCUGUCCCGGGCAAGAGAUCCGGCCAACUCAGGUUGCUCGGAAGGCCGGCGAGCCGCGCGUGCCGGUGGACCGGAUCUCGCCGGCGGCGCGUCUCGGCGAGUGUGGGCCUCUGAACUUUCUGACCUUGAGUCCUCGAUUUUGUCAUAGAUCAGACAAAUAAUGGAAGAGUUACAAGAUUGCAACUCGAAAAGCCUGGUUGUAUUUGAUCCCGCUUGGGAAGCAUUUGAUCCUUCACGGAAGCGGUGGAUGAGGCUCCCAAGAAUGCCAUGGGACGAGUGCUUCUCCUGUGCAGAUAAGGAAUUACUUGCCGUCGGAACACAGCUGCUUGUCUUUGGCCGUGAAUAUACUAGCCUUGCUAUUUGGAUGUACAACUUACCGACUCGCAGUUGGUCCCCAUGCACUCCAAUGAAUCUGCCCCGCUGCCUUUUUGCGUCGGGAAGCUCAGGUGAGAUUGCUAUUGUUGCUGGUGGGUGUGAUAAGAAUGGACAGGUGCUGAGAUCUGUUGAGUUGUACAACUCAGAGAUUGGCCACUGGGAGACUAUCCCAGACAUGAACCUGCCCAGGCGGCUCUCUUCAGGUUUCUUCAUGGAUGGCAAGUUUUAUGUCAUUGGGGGUGUAUCGAGUCAGAGGGAUUCAUUGACUUGUGGAGAGGAAUAUAACCUUGAAACAAGGACCUGGAGAAGAAUACUUGAUAUGUACCCUGGUGGAACCAGUGCAUCUCAAUCGCCUCCUCUUGUUGCUGUUGUGAAUAACCAGCUCUAUGCUGCUGAUCAGUCAACAAAUGUGGUCAAGAAGUAUGACAAGGUAAAUAACGCCUGGAACAUAGUGAAGCCAUUGCCUGUUAGAGCUGACUCAUCCAAUGGUUGGGGUCUAGCUUUCAAGGCUUGUGGCGAUAUGUUGCUGGUAAUUGGAGGGCAUAGAGGACCUCGUGGCGAGGUAAUACUGCUGCAUUCCUGGUGCCCCGAAGGUGGGGAAGAUGGUGCUGAUUGGGAGGUUCUCUCGGUGAAGGAACGUGCAGGCGUCUUCGUUUACAACUGUGCAAUAAUGGGGUGCUGAGUUACCUUUGCUUCAGUACAUGCCGCUGGUUUAGCAAGCCAACCAUUUCUUGCUGCCAUUUAGCUACCCUUUAUAAUGACUUGUAAUUCAGAAAUGACACACCCCCCAUUUCGCCGAGCUCUCAAUUGAUGAGUUCAGUUUACCUGGAACUACUAUUUUUCUGUUAAACUCUUUCAGAAUUCUUUGUUCUUGUCCAGUAUGAAUUGUAUGCAGUAUUCUUUA